Messenger RNA from Castor canadensis (American beaver), 616 nucleotides. Lineage: Eukaryota; Metazoa; Chordata; Mammalia; Rodentia; Castoridae. The record is from RefSeq and is a predicted model, not a curated record.
UCGGGUUAUGCCCUUUGAGGGACGAGGUGAGUUGAAGCGGGAAGAGCCAAAUGUUGACAGAUCCACGGAUCCAGUUCUAGUUUUCUGAUGUGUCUUCUGUAAGAAGGUCAGCAUAUGUUUUGUGCCCCAUUCUUUAUCACAAAAAAAGAGAAGAAAUAUUGCAGUGAAUGAAGAUUCCUCUGCAUUUUAGCACUGCUUUUUCUACUGUAGCUGGCUUUUGAAUGAGGAUGACAAUGGAAGAGAUGAAGAAUGAAGCUGAGACCACUUCUAUGGUUUCUAUGCCCCUCUAUGCAGUCAUGUAUCCUGUGUUUAAUGAGCUAGAACGAGUAAAUUUGUCUGCAGCUCAGACACUGAGAGCCGCCUUCAUUAAGGCUGAAAAAGAAAAUCCAGGUCUCACACAAGAUAUCAUUGUGAAGAUUUUAGAGAAAAAAAGUGUAGAAGUUAAUUUCACGGAGUCCCUUCUUCGUAUGGCAGCUGAUGAUGUAGAAGAGUAUAUGAUUGAACGACCAGAGCCAGAAUUCCAGGACCUAAAUGAAAAGGCACGAGCACUUAAACAUAUUCUCAGUAAGAUCCCAGAUGAGAUCAAUGACAGAGUGAGGUUUCUACAGACAAUCAA